GCGAAAAGCAUGUACGUUUUUGGGGCCACAGGCACUGACGACGAACGGACGUCCGUCGCACAGGGACUCGUCACAACACGAAGAAAAAGAAACUCACGAUCGAACGAAAGCUCGGCUGGCCAGGAGGUCAGCCAUCCACCCUGUGUGUGACUUGGCGGGCUGGAUGCCACAUUUGGCUGGCUGGCUGGAAGUGUUUGCAGCUGCCGUCGGUCCGCCGUUGUUGAUCACUCUCCGUCCCAAGUACAGCUUUUCUAGGGAGAAGUCGCCAGAAGUAGGCGAAGAAGAUCUCAGAGGAGGAGGAGGAGGAGGAGGAAGACGAAGGAGCUGCCGCCGCCAUGGCGACUUUGGCAGCAGUAUCCUCUAGCGCUGCGUCCUCCGCGGUUGCGCUGCGGAACUUCGAGGGACUUAGACCUGCUGCACAGCAGCCGAAUCAGCGAGUGGAUCACUGUUUUGAAGUUCCUGCUGCUGCUGUUUCUUCUGGGCGCUCCACACCAGGCCUUCCUCUGAUAGUAGCACAGAAGAAAGUGCAAAAGAAGCAGCAAAUUAUUUUGACGAAGAGCAUGGACAAACUGGGAAAAGAAGGAGAUCUUGUCACAGUCAAGCCUGGAUACUUCCGGAAUUACCUUUACCCCUAUGGCAUGGCCAAAGUGGCUACUGCCCAAGUACUCAAGCAAAUACAGCUUGCUAGGGAGAGAGAGGAAGCUGAGAAGAAACGGGUGAGAGACGAGGCAGAGAGCAUAAGGAUGCAGUUCAAUACAAUUGGAGGAUUUAUUGUGCGGAGAAAGCAGGGUAAAGGAAAGAGCAUUUUUGGAAGUGUCACAAGUCAGGAUAUUGUGGACAUCAUCAGAGCGCAAACAAAAAGGGAAAUCGACAAGAAGAGCGUGACUAUGCCGGAAGACAUCCGUGAAGUUGGACAGUAUGUCUGUGAGAUUAAACUGCAUCCAGAGGUGGUUGCAGAUGUCAAAUUUACUGUAGUAGGUACUAAAUGAGGACUGGGGAUGUGGAUCCACUUGUUCAAUGGAUCUGACAUGGGCUGUUCAUGCAGAGGGUGGUGGCAGUAGUUUUUUCCUCGGUGGUUUACUUUUCUCCAGAGAUUUUGUUUUUGCUUGGUAAUGGUGGCAGUAGUUUUUUCCUUGCUUGUUUACUUUUCCCAGUGCUUUUGCUUUUGCUUGGCAAUUUUGGUUAAUGCCAAAUUUGCUGGCAGGUGUAGAUUCAAAUCUACCAUGCUUUGCAUUGAAAAAGUUUUCAGCCUUUGGAUAUCUGUGGGUAUGGUAUGGCGUUUGCCUGCCUGUUGUAUUGAACGUCGUCCAGCAUGCGUCUUUUCCACCGAAAAUGACACGAAAAUCAAAGGAUCUGUUCGUU
Chara braunii is the source of this 1362-nucleotide messenger RNA. Lineage: Eukaryota; Viridiplantae; Streptophyta; Charophyceae; Charales; Characeae. The record is from the annotation of a GenBank genome assembly.